ACCGAGGUCAACUUCCAUUGUAGGUGUUUUAGGCUGCCUGCCGCCACAUACCAAAGCAGCACAACCGUUGAUCUCUGUGUUGCAACUUCUCUCUUCUCAGACUUUAUAGUUAAGACGAAUAGAAAGCCAUGGCUGUCCACCAGCAGCAGAUCACCACUGUAACAACCACCCAGAGGUCGGGGGAAUGGAGCACAGGACUGUGUGACUGCUGCUCUGACAUGGGCACCUGUUGUUGUGCGUUGUGGUGCUUCCCCUGUUUUCAGUGUCAGACCACCUCCCACUUCGGCUGGUGUCUCUGCAUGCCCCUCCUGGACCCUUGUGCCUUUUUGGCUGUCUCCUGCUGCAUGCGCUCCUCCAUGAGAGAACGCUACGGCAUCCAGGGUUCGACGUGUGGAGACGUCGCAUUGGUGUGUUGCUGCUACGUCUGUACCUGGUGCCAGAUGGCCCGUGAGGUUAAGACGCAGACCACAUCAGGCCCCCAACAGGUUCACGUGGUCACCCAACAAGUUCGCAUGGCUUAGGACCCCAAAAUGAGUGUAGGGACUAGAUGGCCAGUCUAGAAGGGUCUUAACUGCUGAGCAAGUGCUUUACUUACUUUUUGUUCCUUAUAAUGUUUAAAGGUUAAGGAUAGGGCUUACAGUUUGUGGUUGAAAAAUUACACAAUUUCAUAAUUUGUAGCAUUGCCAAAUAGUGAUGGCCAAGAAAGAGGGCCAUAUCGGGAUAGAAUACCAUUCCAGUCUAUAGCAAACAUAUGUUGAAUGUACUGCAUACUUCAGAUGUGUCUGUAGGAGAGACAUUUUAUAUAAUUUACUCAUCUCAUAGUAACCAUUGAAUGUUAAUCUCAGGCUUUAAAGGUCCAGUGCAGUCAAAAACGGGAUUUGUCUGUGUUUUAUAUAUACACUGCUCAAAAAAAUAAAGGGAACACUUAAACAACACAAUGUAACUCCAAGUCAAUCACACUUCUAUGAAAUCAAACUGCCCACUUAGGAAGCAACACUGAUUGACAAUAAAUUUCACAUGCUGUUGUGCAAAUGGAAUAGACAAAAGGUGGAAAUUAUAGGCAAUUAGCAAGACACCCCUAAAAAAGGAGUGAUUCUGCAGGUGGUGACCACAGACCACUUCUCAGUUCCUAUGCUUCCUGGCUGAUGUUUUGGUCACUUUUGAAUGCUGGCGGUGCUCUCACUCUAGUGGUAGCAUGAGACGGAGUCUACAACCCACACAAGUGGCUCAGGUAGUGCAGUUCAUCCAGGAUGGCACAUCAAUGCGAUCUGUGGCCCUUUUAGUGUAAGAGCUGUGUAAAAAGACCGCCUGAAAUGUGCCCCUGUUUUGGUAGGAGGGUUUUGGCCUUCCACGGUGACAUCACCAGGCUGUAAAUGAGUUAAUAGACCAAUAAGAAAGAGAGUUCCAAACCUCUCUGCCAAGAACAGCAUAUUGUCAGUUUUCCCCUCCUCACUUAAACCACACCCAGACAGUCCUAACAAAAUCAUUGCCUGAGAAAUUGCUCUUUGCUAAGAAGAUAUUUUUGUAUAUUUUUACAAUUUUAAUUGAAAACAAUCACAGUAAGGUACUUAAUUGUUACCCAGAAAUUAUUUGAUGUUGAAAUAAAAAUGGCUGCAUUGGACCUUUUAAACAUUUCUUUUACAGUUUAACAUGUGGACUACUUGCCUUUCUUGCACACUUUCACUUGUCUUUUAUGACUAGCCCUGACUUUGUUGAUAGUUGCUCUACUGAGAAAAAGUUUGGUCUAUUAUGACUAUUUGGUUGUCUUACCUAGCUACCUAAAGAUGAGUACUCUAGAUAAGUAUUAACCUUUCUGAACCACCCAUCCCGGAUCCGGGAUAAGUGUCAUCAGCAACGCUGAAUAGCAUAGCGCCACAGUCAAAUAAUAUUACUAGAAAAUAUUAAUAUUCAUGAAAUCACAAGUGCAAUAUUGCAAAACACAGCUUAGCCUUUUGUUAAUCCACCUGUCGUCUCAGAUUUUGAAAUUAUGCUUUACAGCGAAAGCAAUACAAGUGUUUGUGUAAGUUUAUCGAUCGCUCGACAAAACAUUAAGUACACUUAGCAUCAGGUAACUUGGUCACGAAAAUCAGAAAAGCAAUCAAAUUAAUCGUUUACCUUUGAUGAUCUUCGGAUGUUUUCACUCACAAGACUCCCAGUUAGACAACAAAUGUUCCUUUUGUUCCAUAAAGAUAUUUUUAUAUCAAAAUACCUCCAUUCGUUUCGCGCGUUAUGCUGAGAAAUCUACAGGAAAAAGCGUUCACGACAACGCAGACAAAAAUUCCAGAUAAUGUCCACAGAAACAUGUCAAACGUUUUUUAUAAUCAAUCCUCAGGUUGUUUUUCAAAUAUCUAUUCGAUAAUAUAUCAACCGGGAGUGUUGGUUUUUCACUAGGACCGGGAGUAACAAUGGCCGCCUUUCUCUGUUGCGCACAACUCACUCUGAGAGCCCCCACCUAUCCACUUACGCAAUGUGAUCGUUCUCGCUCAUUUUCAAAAUAAAAGCCUGAAACUAUGUCUAAAGGCUGUUGACACCUUAGGGAAGCCAUAGAAAAAGAAAUCUGGUUGAUAUCCCUUUAAAUGGGUAAUAGGGAUGCAUAAGAACAGAGAGGUUUCAAAAACAGAGGCACUACCUGAUUGGAUUUUCCUCAGGUUUUAGCCUGCAAUAUCAGUUCUGUUAAACUCACAGACAAAAUUUUGACAGUUUUGGAAACUUUAGUGUUUUCUAUCCUAAUCUGACAAUUAUAUGCAUAUUCUAGUUUCGGGGGCUGAGAAAUAGGCAGUUUCAAAUGGGUACGUUUUAAAGCCAAAAACGAAAAUACUGCCCCCUACACUUAAUUAAGUGACUAAAAUGUACUGUAAAUGUAAAAUGCUUGAACCAUGAUUCAAAUGGCAACAACAUUUCAAAUUGAAUGUUAUAUAUAAAUGAUAAUUUAUGCCAUUUAGCAGACAUGCGUGCAUAAAUAUAACGUACCAGUGGUCCCGGGAAUCGAACCCAUUAUCCUCUUCCAAAUGAGCUCCAGCGGAACACUGUUUUCUCUGUUGCUUUGUCCUUGAUUUCACCUGCUUGUUCAAUAAGUGUUUUUAAAUAAAGCAUUUACACGUCUUACCUUUACAAA
Molecule: messenger RNA, 3115 nt
Organism: Salvelinus fontinalis (brook trout)
Lineage: Eukaryota; Metazoa; Chordata; Actinopteri; Salmoniformes; Salmonidae
Product: cornifelin homolog
Exons: 4
Coding region: 129-521 (130 amino acids)
Source: RefSeq, a predicted model, not a curated record